GGUGAGGAGAAACCCUUUCCUCAGUAUCACAGUGUGUGUGUGUGUGUGUGUGUGUGUGAGAGAGAGAGAGAGUUUCUGCCUGGAAAAUAUAUCAGCCUUGAUGCUCUGGCUCGCUAGAGACAAAGGAGCUGCACUUCCCUGAAGAGGACGGGAUUGAUGGGGAGGAUCAUGGAACUUUAAAGGAGAAAGCGGAGAGCAGUUGCAGCAGCUCUGACUUCAGCGAAAUGUGCCUCUCUCUGGCUGCUCCUGGAAAAAGGCAGAGUUGCGCGGGUAGAUGGAGAGAAGCAAAAAACCUUUAGGCUGUUCCUUUUCCCUGCACCCGGCUUGGGAAAGGAGGUGAAAGAAAACGAGCCAUAGUAAGCCGGACGUUUCCUGGAGUCUGUUUUGUAGCAGAAGAAUUGCCUUUGAGCUGCCUGCCCCGUCGUAGAUCUACAUGGCCAGACUCACUGUCUAAAGAAGGACUUUGAGGGGGGGAAGAUACCGCUGGGAGGGGGACUCUGCUUGUGAGGUUGCUUUCACAAUGAACUGGACACCAGUUGUGAGCUUAACUGUUUUAUGGGCCACAUGGCUAGUGUGUGGCUCUGAAAAGCCAUUGAGGCAAGAAGAACGAGGGAGCCAUGGAGUCAGGAAAGGGCUUUUGGCCUACAGGGGUGGCAGCAGACCAUCCUCACAGCUGAGGAGAGCUGAGGCAUCUCACAGACUUUCAAGGCCUUCUGGUAGGCUUCGUUACCGGCCCCUUGUCAAAAGGGAUUCUUUGGAGUUAAAAGGUGCACAGGCAGCUCCCCUGGAAGGUGGGAGUCGUGGCCAGAUAAAGACUAGUGAUACCAGAAUACGCCAGGUACAGAGACCUCAACCUGAAAUGAUUAAAGAUGAGGGAGCAUCAACUGUGUAUCGCUCACGAAUGGUACGUUUCCCAUCUGGGUCCAGUUCUCCCAAUAUUCUGGCCAGCUUUGCUGGAAAGAACAGGGUCUGGAUAAUCUCUGCUCCUCAUGCCUCUGAUGGUUAUUACCGACUCAUGAUGAGCCUGCUAAAAAAUGACGUCUAUUGUGAAUUGGCUGAGAGACACGUCCAGCAGAUUGUCUUGUUCCAUUCAGAAAGUGAAGAGGGAGGGAAAGUUAGGAAGAUAACCACUGAAGGGAAAAUCCUGGAACAGCCUCUAGAUCCCAGCCUGAUUCCCAAGCUCAUGAACUUUCUGAAACUAGAGAAGGGGAAAUUUGGCAUGGUGCUGUUGAAGAAGACAUUGCAAGUAGAGGAAAGAUACCCCUACCCAGUGAGGCUAGAAGCCCUAUAUGAAGUCAUCGACCAAAGCCCCAUAAGGAAAAUUGAGAAGAUAAGGCAAAAGGGCUUCAUCCAGAAAUGCAAAGCAGCUGGAGUAGAGGGCCAAGUGAUUGAAGAAGGUAACAAUGGUGGUGGUGGCGGCGGCGGCACCAGAGUAACAACGAGUGGUGGACAUGUCCACUCAUCCCCAAAGAAAGAAGAAACUAGGAAAAGCAGUGCUCAGCCAACAAGAGUUAAAACUGUGAAGAAACAUUUAACAACCACAAGGCCAUCUCCUUCCCCUACAACUAGAGCCACUACCCUUCCUCCUACAACCACAACUCCUAGGCCAGUCACCAGAGUAGUGACAACAGCAAAUAGACCUACAACCAUCACCACCACAAGUGUUCCUACUACCCAGAGAACCUGGACCACAAAGUCACACACAUUGAUUCCCACAGCACCUGAGACAACUACUGCCCAGGUUACAGAGGAUUUCUAUUCUGCUGUAUGGAAAGAGAACCGCAGAGAAAGGCAUCCAAGCCACACACACAGGCAACCAUCCGGUACUAGAAGGCCUAGCAAAGCCAUUCAUUAUGAUACCUACACAGAGAUCCCAACAGCUCCCUCAGAGCACUACACGAGGGCAAGUUCUGGUAGAUACAGAGACAACCGCACAGACAGGAAGGACUAUAACGGUAGAGAUUCCAGCAUUACAGCAGGUCCACACAAACCUGCUAAAACCAAGCUACCUAAAAAGAAAGCCCAAGACAAAAUACUGAGCAAUGAAUAUGAGGAUAAAUAUGACUCAGGGCAACCUGUUGUCCCUCGUUUAGGGGAAGAUGUUCCUGUAGGAAACAUCCCACCAAAGAAAGGGAAAGAUCCAAAGAAACAUGACCGUUUAGAUAAAUCUGAGAAGAAGAAGAAAGAAAGGUCUGAGAAGAAAGGUGAAAAACAAGCCAAGAAGGACAAAACUGAAAAGAAGAGCAAGCAAGAGAAAGAGCGCAACAAGAAAAACAAGAAAGGAAGCAAAACUGAGAAUGAAGGGAUCUUGAAACCCAAUUCCAAAUCUUUCACGCAAGCCUCCAGGAAAUCUGUGACAAACCUUUUGGAUUUCUUUGAAGGCAAGAGACGACUCCUGCUGAUCACAGCACCCAAACCUGAGAACACCAUGUAUGUGCAACAGAGGGAUGAAUAUCUGGAGAGCUUUUGCAAAAUGGCAACUAGAAAAAUCUCAGUCAUCACAAUUUUUGGCACCAUGAACAACAGCCGCAUGAAGAUUGACCACUUCCAGCUGGAUAAUGAGAAGCCCAUGAAGGUGAUAGAGGAUGAAGAUCUUGUGGACCAGCAUCUCAUCAAUGAGCUGAGGAGGGAAUAUGGAAUGACCUACAAUGACUUCUUCAUGGUGCUGACAGACUCUGAUAUGAGAGCUAAGCAAUACUAUGAAGUGCCUAUAGCAAUGAAGUCUGUGUUUGAUUUGAUCGAUACCUUCCAGUCACGUAUCAAAGACAUGGAAAAGCAGAAACGUGAGGGCAUCGUCUGCAAAGAUGACAAGAAACAGUCCCUAGAAAACUUUUUAUCCAGAUUCCGAUGGAGGAGGAGGCUGUUGGUGAUAUCUGCUCCCAAUGAUGAAGACUGGGCCUACUCACAGCAGCUUGCUGCUCUCACAGGUCAAGCCUGCAAUUUUGGUUUGCGUCACAUAACUGUCCUGAAGCUGUUAGGCCUAGGGGAUGAGAUUGGUGGAGUGCUGGAACUGUAUCCAAUCAAUGGAAGCUCCAGUGUGGACAGAGAAGACAUCCCUGCUCACUUGGUGAAGGACAUCCGCAAUUAUUUCCAGAUCAGCCCUGAAUAUUUCUCCAUGCUUCUGGUUGGAAAAGAUGGAAAUGUCAAAUCCUGGUACCCUUCCCCAAUGUGGUCCAUGGUGAUAGUGUACGAUUUGAUUGAUUCUAUGCAGCUUCGGCGACAGGAGAUGGCCAUUCAGCAGUCCCUUGGCAUGCGAUGCCCAGAAGACGAAUAUGCAGGCUAUGGAUACCAUGGUUAUCACCAAGGGUACCAGGAAGGUUACCAAGAUGACUACCGUCACCAUGAAGGUUACCACCAUGGAUACCCCUAUUGAGCCUUUGACUGCACCCUGCUUGCAUCUUAGUCGCUGUUCAAACCACAAAAGGGCCAGCCAUGGACAUCCUUUCACAGCUGCCUAAACCCUUUUCUUUCUUUCAGUGUUCAGUCAAGGGACUACACCAAGUAUUGGCCUUUGGCUUUUCUCUAACACGCAUGUCCAUGAAGUGAAAUAGAUCAAACCAAUAUCACUGAUGCCUUACGGAAUAAAGACUCUUUUAUAUUUUCAAGCCCUCAUAAUCUGAGGGUAUUACCAGGUGCUGUGUAUGUAUAGAACACCCCUCCCCACUCCAGCCGUGGACAUUGUACUAUCGGCAGGAUACGGACUGUAAAAUAGACACUAACACUUGUGUAGCUCCUCUCCCCACUGCAUGGGGAAAGAAUAUUUAUUGGAAAAUAUUGUGAAUGUUUACUGAAGAAUGGUGGAUCAUAAUACAAGAUUUACCCCUGAAAAGGUAGUUUUUGGGAAAGCAAUACAGAAUGGAUCUUUCUAGAAAAUGAAUGCUAAAGGAAUUUUUUUAAAUGCUUUGACUAAAAGGACUUUUUCAUAAUAAACCAGCUCUGUAAUCAGCUGGUUUCACCUAUCAAUUACCAGUAUGAAAGCUGAGAUUGCUAAACAUUUCAAGUAAUAGAGAGGAAGAUUCUUAGGGCAUACCUUACAUCAUGUUGCUGCUUUGGUGGUGCCCUUUUGCCUUGCAGAUGACGUUUUUCUGCCUUCUUAGGAAGGAGGGCAUUCAGCUCAAGUCAUGUUCCAUCUUUGGAACAGAGUAGAUGGAACUUGCAGGGAAAUCCCACCCACACACCCCUGCUAUUUCUGCCUUGGUUGGGGGAAGUCGGACUUUCUCAAAGCAUUGGCACUCUCUAAGAAAAUUUCCCCAAGGGCUGCCAUGUUAUCUCAGGAGACUGGAAUCCUCUCAGAGAAGAAAAAGCCUUGCAUAAUCUGAAGUGAUAGGACUGUUUUGUGUCCAGACCUAUCAUUCAUUCUGUAGAGCAACGCAGCCCCUCCACAUGUACAGACCUUGCCCUUUUCCAGACUUGCCCAUCCUUUGUCAAGGGAAGGAGUGGCACUCUGAACACGAGUAGGGCCCUCCAAUUCUAUAUAGGCAGGACCAAGCCCAUCAUGUCUUUGCCUUUCACUCACUUGCCCUUGAAAGCAAGACCUCUAUAGCUAUGCUUUCCUGGCUGUCAAUGCUAUCCUACCUUUUAGUUCCAGAUUAUAUCAAUCCAUUCCACCAAAAGAUAGCCACUGUCUCAAUAGUCUGAGGCAAAUUGCACCUCCACUGGAGGCAACCACUUAAGCUCCCACACAUUCCUUCACUGGGUUCUAUAAGAGAAGGAUUUUUGCCUCAGUUAGUGUCUCUUUGGGAUAAUUGUUCUUCACAGCACAAAUGAAAAGUUUAGUUCUCACUGAGGUGGGGAAACUUGUAUCUGGGAUGUAGCACAUAUGAGCAUGAGCCCAUGUCCUUUGCCAUGUGAAACAUCAUGUGCAUGGAUGAUGUCUGUAUCUCACACUCACACACAACCAGUGUUCCCUCUAAGGCGUGUUCAUGUGCAUACACUCACACAGUUUAUGAUGGCUCAGAUAAUUUUAGAUCCUGCAACCCAGAAUAAAACUCACUCCACACAGAAAUGAAAAAAUUAGAGCACUGCACACAACCUUCCAUGCACAUGACAUUUCACAUGGAAGGGGGUAUGUAUGUAUGUAUGUAUGUAUGUAUGUAUGUAUGUGCGUGUGCACACGCAAGCACGCACACACUAUUCCAUGUGAAACAUGUGCAUAGAUGUGCAUAUAUAUGUGUGUGUGUGUGUGAACACAUGCCUGGUUGUGGGUGUGUAGUGGAUUUAACCCAGCCUUCAUCUCAAAGCAAGCUCACGUGAGGGGAAGGAAAAUGCUGAAUCAUCCUCUCUCUUGCUUUCACCCACAAAGGCUGUUCCUUUAUAACUUAAACUGUUUCUUUAGUAGCUCAAUCACUGCCAACACGCCCACUUUUUAACAGUUUAAUCUCCCUCUGGUGUGGACAAAAUUCCAGGACUUUUUUUUUACUAUUGGAAAAGUACACAAAAACCUCCAUGUGCAAGCCUACACGUGAUGAGAAAACUUGGUAGAGUUACUGAGCAAUCAAACUGAAAUGUGUGUUGCAUCAGAGACAAAAAUCCCUUUCCAGCCGCCCCUUCUCGAGUUAAAAAUCCACUCAAAGAAGCUGGUUAAAAUUGAAAAAAACAAAAGGAAAAAUAAACUUUAUUUAAAAUACUGCAGACUA
Molecule: messenger RNA, 5636 nt
Organism: Hemicordylus capensis (graceful crag lizard)
Lineage: Eukaryota; Metazoa; Chordata; Lepidosauria; Squamata; Cordylidae
Gene: CCDC80
Product: coiled-coil domain containing 80
Exons: 8
Coding region: 521-3373 (950 amino acids)
Source: RefSeq, a predicted model, not a curated record